AUGUGUGCAAGCGAGCAAACAUUUUCUGGCAUGAGACGAGCAUGUGAUUUCUCAGGAGAAAAGAAACCAAAAAGCUCAUUAGUAAUUGCAGGUCUCCUUUGGGGAGUAUCAGAUUCAAAGAAAAACAAGGAGCCUGAAUCUUCAGGAUUACAGAUCCAAGAAGAAGAAGAAGAAGAAGAAGAAGAAGAUGAUGAAAACUUUGAAAUCAUAUGGUCAGGUGAAUCUUCAAUGUGCACCAGGAACCUAAAGCAUUAUCAAGCUUUUACCAAAAAUGGAACCACAAUAUCUGUUUAUUCAUUUGUAUUCAUCCUAGCUGGUGAAGGAGGUUACCACAUUGGUUACUUGGAAGACAUGUAUGAAAAUUACAGGCAAAAAAAGAUGGUGAAAGUGAGAUGGUUUCAUCGCAGUGAAGAACUUAGUGAAUUAAUCUCAAAUCCUCAGCCUCAUGAGCUUAUAAUCACCUCUCAUUGUCAGAUCUUAAGUGCAGAAUGUAUUGAUGGACUUGCCACCAUUUUAACUCCCAAACAUUACAACCAAUGUUUGGCUUUUGUUACACAAGACUUCUCAGAUGGGAUUUACAUGUGCUCUAAGCAGAUAAAAAAUGACAAAAUUUCCUCUUUUCCUUUUUCUAAGUUGCGUGGCUACUAUACCCAGAUCAUAUUUUCUGUUCUUAAUCUCCCAAUUGGUCCCAACAAGAACAACCAAGAAACCUCAUCUAAAAGAGAAGAAGAACAAGAACAAGAACAAGAACAAGAAGAAGAAGAAGAAAAAGGAAAAGAAAAAGGAAAAGGAAAAGAAAAAGAAGAGGGUGUUCAAAGUUUCAAACGGGGUGUUACAAUUGUUGAUAAUGAGGUAGAAAAAACACAACCUUUUCGUGUUGGUGAAGAGAUUGAAGUGCUUAGUAAUGAUAGUGGGAUAAGAGGGUGUUGGUUUAGAUGUAAAAUCUUGAAGAUAUCAGAGAAGGGAUUGAAAGUUUUAUACAUGGAUGUGGAGGAUGCAGUGGGUCUCGGAAAUCUUGAGGAAUGGGUGUUGGCAUAUAAAAUUGCAGCUGCUGAUAAAAUGGGGAUGAGAUGGUUAGGACGUAAUUCUAUACGUCCUGCAUGUCCUAUAAUGGAAUCUUCAGAUGAUGGUUUCAAGAUUGGAUCAGCAGUGGAUGCAUGGUGGUGUGAUGGGUGGUGGGAAGGUGUAGUGAUUGGAAUCAACAUCCGUGGAAAAAAUGAUUUUCAAGUUUACUUUCCUGGUGAAAACAGGUUGCAUUAUUUUGAGAAGACGAAUCUAAGAGCUUCAAAAGAGUGGGUUGAUAAUAAGUGGAUAGAGAUAAAGCCAAAGCCUGAUGUAGUCUCUUUUCUGACAUCAAAUAUGAAGCUUCAAAAAAAGUCAAGUUUGGGUGGGCCCUCUGGAUCUGGAAGUGGAUCAUCUUCUAAAACUGGAGCAAAUAAUGUCGUGAUGAUGAAGAAGAAGAAGAAGAAGGCAUUGAUGGGAUUCUCAAAACCAAAAGAUAGUAAAAUGGGUGGUAAAUACUAAAUAGUAAGUAAGGUGCAGGAUUUGGUUCAUUACUAAAUACUAAGAAUAAAUAAAGACUUGGUUUAUAUAUGAAUUAGAGGUGGGGGUUGUUGGACUCUUUGAGUGGAGUCAUAUGUUCUGCUCCA
This is a messenger RNA of Lactuca virosa, 1649 nucleotides long. The record is from the annotation of a GenBank genome assembly. Lineage: Eukaryota; Viridiplantae; Streptophyta; Magnoliopsida; Asterales; Asteraceae.